Molecule: messenger RNA, 3243 nt
Organism: Helianthus annuus (common sunflower)
Lineage: Eukaryota; Viridiplantae; Streptophyta; Magnoliopsida; Asterales; Asteraceae
Product: pentatricopeptide repeat-containing protein At4g04790, mitochondrial
Exons: 16
Coding region: 237-2876 (879 amino acids)
Molecular function (GO): protein binding
Source: RefSeq, a predicted model, not a curated record
AUCGAAUGAGGGCAUAGUUAGUUGUGAUAUAUGCAAGAAUUAGAAAGGACAUCGGGCCUAUGUAAGAUAUGUAACCUAUCCAAACAAGGUUUACUGAUUACUUAUUUCGGCAUGUGUAACCCAUCCAAACACACCUGAUACCCAUACCAUGCACAAUUUGAGCAAUAAACCCCUGAGUCUGAGUUUGGUUUUAGUUUUAAAACCAACAAACCCCCACCCAAAUCAAUCAUGCUCAAAUGUCCGGUAAGGCCAGGAACAUUACCAGGCUGGUGAAUUCCGCUACCACCUUCACCUACUCCGAUCGCACCGCCAAAACCCUAGCCCGUACCGCUGCCACCACCACCUCCGCCGCCAACGACGUAACCCUAGCAAACUACAUCCGAUUCACUCCAGACUCUUCUUCUUCGCUAUCCAAAACAUCUGUUAAACCUCUUAGUGAACUCACAGUUGAGAGCAUUAGAGUUAACGCUUCUUCGAUUGACGAUUCGAAGAGUGAACUUAAGGGGCAAUUAAAAAAUAUAUUGUGUGGUGUGGAUGUUAUACCAGAAUCAGAAGAGGAUGAUUAUCAGCAACCUUUGGUAAGUCUUUUGGAAUUAAGAUGGCACCAACCGUUAUCCAACAGCGUGGCACAUUUGAAUCGCAAAGAAGUAUCACGGGACAGGAAGCAGUUAUGGGUUUUCAAGAGUACGCAAAGCAAUCGGUUUGGGAGAUUGGUUAAAAUGUGUGCAGAAAAACUAGGGGCAAAUGCUACUUUAGAAGUUUUUCGUAAACUGGACCGUGAGACGGGUGUUAAAGAGUUCAAUUUCAUGAUAGAACAUUGCAUAGAGAAGGCUAGGAAUGCAGUUGACGAGGAUGCUGCUUUGGAAGAGUUCCAUAGGGCAUACGUGCUUUUCGAAAUUAUGAGGGAACGCGGUUUUACAAUCGGGGAAGAAACUUACGGACCGUUUUUGUUGUUUGUCAUUGACAUGGGCAUGGUUGAAGAAUUUCACUUUUAUUGUGAUCACAUUAAGAAGGAUAAUCCGAAAUCUCUUCAAAGACUAGCGUACUACGAGAUGCUUCUGUGGAUAAAAGUCGGCGAUGAAGAUAAGAUACAAAAGCUAAUCGGAGAUACACUUGACACCGAUGAUUCUAACUUCAAUGAAAACUAUUUGCUAGCUUUGUGUGAAGCGGAUCGUCAAGAGGAGGUUUCGAUACUUUUAGAUUCAAUAAAUAUAAAGAAAGUUUCUUCAAAGGAGAAUAUGGAAAUGAUUUUUAAAUCGUUGGGAAAGCUUUUAUUGGAGUCGCACGCAAAGAAGUUUAUAGUUGAACUUAAAACAGAAGGUAAAGGCGGGAAUGAUCUAUCGAACUUGAUUUAUUGUUAUGCCAUGAGCAUGCCAAAGAUACAUGUUGAAGACAUUGUUGAAAAGUUCAAAAGUUUGCAUGCUGAAUUGAAGGUUGCCACAUCAUCUGGAUCUCAUGGGAAUCUUAUUAAAGCCUGUUGUGAUUCACACGAGGUACAUUUGGCAAUUGAUUUAGUCGAUUCUAUGCUUGAAGACGGCUUGGAAGUGAAGACAAUGACGGUCAAUUAUAUACUGACUGCAUGUUUUGCUAGCUUUGAGUAUACAUUGGUCCAUCGCAUUAAUUCCAUAAUAAACGACCAUGAAAGCAUUAAACCGAAUGCUGAGACCUUCAGACUUAUGAUAAGCAUGUAUGUGAAAUUGAAUGAUUUUGAUAGAGCAUAUGGCAUGAUUAAAGAUCUGGAGAAAUUGAAGUUACUUCCUACUGCUAACAUGUACAAUGCUAUAAUGGGUGGUUACUUUCGACAGAAAAACUUUCAUAAAGGAAUGAUGGUUCUUAAACAAAUGGAUGCGACAAAUGUCAAACCCGAUUCUCAAACUUUCAGUUAUAUUAUAGGCAAUUGUAAUAGUGAAGAUGAUAUCAUAAAGUAUCGAAGAGAAUUGCAUGAAGCAGGAGUUCAACCUACGAAACACAUUUUUAUGGCACUUAUAAAUGCAUAUGCAGCUUGUGGAUUAUUUGAGAAGGCUAAACAGGUUCUUUCAGACAAAGUUAUUCAUUCUGUUAAUAUGAAUGAAGUCAAAAGUGUGCUUGUUUCUGCACUUGCUACAAAUGGCCAAUUGGCUGAUGCCCUUGACGUUUAUGAUGAAAUCAAACAAACUGAUGCAAAUUUGGAGCCAAAAGCCAUUAUAAGUCUUAUUGAACAUCUUCAAUCUGAAGGUGAGCUAAGUCGAUUACUUCUGCUACUGAACCAAUUACACGAUCCAGAACUCUGGGAUGAUGGAUGUGCUAGGGUUAUCUCGUAUUGUGUUCGCUACAAACUUUCAGACUCGGCCGUUGAGUUACUCAAGCAACGUAUGGAGAAGUCAAACACCAAUGAGAUGGUUAUCGAUGUUCUUUUUGACGAGGUUUUUUGCCAAAUCGCUGAGACAGAACCACCUGAUGUGCAAUUCGGGUUGGAUCUACUUCAAGCCCUUAAAAACGACAUCGGGAUUCGACCAUCAAGAAAAAGUCUGGAUUUUCUCCUUAGUGCUUGUGUUAAUGCCAAGGAUCAAGAACGUUCUUUUUUAGUUUGGAACGAAUAUCAGACGGCUGGCCUUCCUUAUAAUGUCUUAAGUUAUGUAAGGAUGUAUCAAGCACUUUUAGCUUCAGGAGCCCAUAAACGUGCUAAGGUUUUACUAGAAAAUAUACCCGACGAUGACCCAGAUGUGCGUGGUGUCUUGAAAGCAUGUCAAGAAACUUUCGGCAAAACCGCCCCCGUGAGAAACAAGGGAAAAAAGAAGAAAAAAAAUCGUGUCCCGGAAGAAUGUGUAGAAACUUUGGGCGAAAUCGUCUCUGUGAAAAGUGAGGGAAAGAAGAAGAAGAAAAAGAAGCCAAAAUAGAGUUACACGAAGCAAAGACGGGGACACUAACAUGAAUAAACACUAAAAUUAGGUUACAAUACGAGUGUUAAGCCGGAGGAUAGUCGAGGUUUGGUUAGUCGAAGUACCUUUUAGGGUUGCGUGUUUGGUUCUUUGUCGAUCCCUCGGGUAUUAUGGGAUUGUGAGGUGACAUCUUAAUUCUUCACUUGGUCGUUUAUGAUCAAGUGAUUGAUCGUCAAAAUUGUAACUACCUAGAUUAGUUAUUGUAACGGCAACGUUUAAAAAAACUUUUGAUUAGAGCUAUUGCUUAUAUUACUGUUAUCAAUCAAUUUUAUUGAAAUUAUUGAAAUGGGAUGUAAUCAUAUUAUAUAUACCUUUUUAACAGUAA